This is a messenger RNA of Halichondria panicea, 1030 nucleotides long. RefSeq names its product DNA repair protein RAD51 homolog 4-like. Gene Ontology annotation, biological process: telomere maintenance; double-strand break repair via homologous recombination; reciprocal meiotic recombination. NCBI's taxonomy places the organism in Eukaryota, Metazoa, Porifera, Demospongiae, Suberitida, Halichondriidae. The transcript is spliced from 10 exons. The record is from RefSeq and is a predicted model, not a curated record. Bases 17 to 943 code for a protein of 308 amino acids. Gene Ontology annotation, molecular function: ATP binding; single-stranded DNA binding; four-way junction DNA binding. Gene Ontology annotation, cellular component: centrosome; Rad51B-Rad51C-Rad51D-XRCC2 complex; replication fork.
UCUAGAGCCCACCACCAUGAACACACUGUGUGCAGACACUAGAGCUAAGCUCCAACAAGCAGGAAUCAAAUCAGUGGUUGACUUUGUGAGGUGUGCUCCCGGGAGGAUUGCAUCCAAGGCUGGCAUUCCUUAUAAGGAAGUUGUCGAGAUCCGGAGACGUCUGCUCCACGAGUGUGCAUGUAUUCCAAUUGCCGCUAGCAACCUAUGGGAGGCGACCAAUCAUGCGCUACUUCCCACUGGUUCUCACAAUUUGGACGUGCUACUAGACGGUGGUUUGCUCACUGGGCAGCUAACAGAGGUGUGUGGAGGGCCUGGGGCUGGCAAGACACAGCUUUGUCAUUCUGUAGCGAGCUAUAUUUCCAUGGCAACUGGUUCCACAGUGGCGUAUGUGGACCCCAGUGGAUCGUUUGAUGCUCACCUCACACAAGAGGUGCUCAGAUCAAGGUGUCUGAGUGAAGAGGACAUUGAUUUGGCCUCAGGCAAAAUUCGUGUGUUCCAACUGUUCUCAAUAUUUGAGCUCCUUUCGCUACUAAAUUCUUUCAAGGAGGGCAUUCCACGAAUGGAUGAUCCAUUUCUGGCCAAUCUGAGGUUGGUUGUGAUUGACCCCGUGACCCCUCUGCUCUCUCCUCUCCUGGGAGGACGACACAGUCAUGGUCAUGUGAUCAUGUGUCAGUUGGUCAGAGCUAUGAGAGAGUUAGCUAGUGAGCAUGGCAUUGCUAUACUGUACACUAACAACAUGGUGUCCAAUGUUGGUGAGAGGGGGUGUGGUCUGAAGCCGGCCCUGGGGCUCACAUGGUCCCACACCCCCUCCACACGCCUCACACUCUCCACUACACUCACAACGGACGGCACUCGAGUGGCCACACUCACCAAGUCUCAGCAACUGGCUACCGGUGUGUCUACCUCCUUCACCAUCUCCAGCCACGGACUCACUGAUCAGUGACUCAUUUCAUAGCAUAUUCACUAACUGUUGUGGGCUUAAUAAUGGUAUCAUUUCACAUUUCACUUUUCAUAACAAUUGAAAAAUGGC